AAAAGUUGCCAUUCAUGCUUGUUGAUAAAUAUUUUCAAAAUGUGUGAGGUUACAACCGAUAAUUUUAAUAGUAUCUAUAAAGACAUUGAAAAUGCAAUUAUAGAAUCAAAAUUCGUUACGUUAGAUUUGGAGUUUAGUGCGUUAUCUUUUUCUAGUAAAUUAAAUAAUAGUCUUUUUGAUACCCCCGAGUGUAGAUAUCAUAAACUGAAGGAAAUAUGCGAUGGAAUUAUCCCAACGCAAAUAGGAAUAUCCGCUUUUACAUUUAAUCCCGAUAAAAAUUCCUAUUUGAGUAAUACCUUUACGUUUUACACCUUUCCUAGAGUCUUUUUUAAUUUAAAUCCUAGUUUUAUCUUUCAGAGUUCUUCUGUACAGUUUUUGUGUAACUAUAAAUUUGAUUUUAACAAGUUUGCUUACAAGGGAAUUUCAUUUAUAAAUAGAACUCAAGAAAAUGAAAUAAAAAAUUGUUUAAAUAAAAGAUUGUAUUUGAAUAGUGAUGAAAAUGAAUUAGAGCAGUUAGUAGAGGACACAAAUAAUGAAAUUACACAAUUUUUAAAGAAUAAUAAUGUUGGAGAUACUCAUAUUUUAAAAAAUAUACCUAUAAAGUAUCGUUCAAGCUUUGAUAUAAAGUAUUUGUUUCAUAAUGCUGUCAGAGAUAAAUUUAAGAACGAGAUAUGGACUUUUGAGAAGGAUAACCAAUUUUUAAUUGAAAAAAUAUCACCUAGUCAAUAUGAGUAUUUAAAAAAUCAUUGUAAAUUAAACCAAGAUUUGUUGGAUAACAUGUUGGGGUUUACCAAAGUUUUUAGAUUGCUUACAAAAUAUAACAAACCCAUAAUAGGUCAUAAUUUAUUGAUGGAUUUAAUGUUGCUUUAUAAAAGCUGCGAAAAUACACUCCCCAAUUCAUAUUUAAUAUUUAAAAAAGAAAUUUCUAAAUUAUUUCCAACAAUUUUUGAUACAAAAUCAAUAAGUUUUGUGUUGAAACGGUCUAUACCAGAAAAUAAAUAUUGGUUGCGCAACAGUCUUCCACACCUUUACACAUACUUCAAAGAUGGUUAUGGAAGACAUUUAGCUUUUAAUUCACCAUUAAUCGAGCUAAGUAAACCAAAAAGUAGCGAUAGUUUCCACGACGCCGGAUGGGAUUCUUAUAGUACGGGAUAUAUUUUUAUUCGUAUGGCUCAUAUUAUGGCAUCAGAAAAAUAUGUCAACACAGAAUACAAAACUUUUAUGAGUGCUGAAUUAUUUGCCGCUAUUGAUCCUUUAAAAAACAAACUCAAUUUAAUUAGAUGUUCCGUAUCGCAUAUUAAUUUAGAUGGUGAAGAUCCUCCUUCUACUAGACCUGCUUUAUUAGUUGUGGAAUUUCUUGAAAAAAAAACGAUGAAUAUUACUAAGGUUACUGGACUGUUGAGUAAUUGUGGUUUCGUCGAGGUUAAACCGUAUGGAAGGAAGCGCGCCAUUGUGGCUGUUGACAAUUUUGGAAGCGCUAGAAGAAUCCUCUCCAAAUUCAAAAAACACAACGAUUUUAGUAUAACAACUUAUAGCGCAAUCAAACAUUCACCAGUAAUAAGAGCAGUAAUGUGGGGUGGUGUUGUAGCAUCAGGGGCGAUUUUGAUGUGGCUAGCAACGAACCUGAAGAAAUAAAAUAUUUAAGUUUAUUUAAAAGUAAAAUAAAGAUUUAUUCAUGUAUCUUUAA
This is a messenger RNA of Onthophagus taurus, 1687 nucleotides long. Its product is annotated as pre-piRNA 3'-exonuclease trimmer. Gene Ontology annotation, cellular component: nucleus. Gene Ontology annotation, molecular function: 3'-5'-RNA exonuclease activity; RNA binding. Gene Ontology annotation, biological process: siRNA 3'-end processing; priRNA 3'-end processing; nuclear-transcribed mRNA poly(A) tail shortening. NCBI's taxonomy places the organism in Eukaryota, Metazoa, Arthropoda, Insecta, Coleoptera, Scarabaeidae. The record is from RefSeq and is a predicted model, not a curated record.